Molecule: messenger RNA, 759 nt
Organism: Saprolegnia parasitica CBS 223.65
Lineage: Eukaryota; Oomycota; Saprolegniomycetes; Saprolegniales; Saprolegniaceae
Exons: 2
Coding region: 1-759 (252 amino acids)
Source: RefSeq, a predicted model, not a curated record
AUGGAGGCGUGGGUGGUGUACGGCUGGUACAUGUGGGCGGAUCGGAUUAAGCACUUCGUCGGUGACACGCGCCGAAUCACAUUCCUAAAGUUCAAGCUCGUGCCAAAGAAGGUCUGUGAGGUUUGGGUCGAGGACCUCGAGGACUGGCGGCCCGCUACCAUCAGCAGCGUCGACACCGACACGAGCACGAGCCCGCCAACGAAGCGCUACGCCGUGGCGUACAAGGCCACCGACGACCGGACGGCGCCGGCCGUCUCUGGUGUCUUUACGAGCGACCAGCUCCGCCUCUGCCUCACGCUGCCGACCGAGGUCGCGACCGCCGAGCAAAUCACCGAGAACGGCGGCAACGGCUUCCUGGACGCGCUCUACCUGGGCCGGUCGACGCAGUACUUAGCGGCCCGCGCACCUGGUUACGGCGAGUGGUCGACGGUGUCGGUGCGCAUUGUCGACGACGCCGCCGAGGAGAAGGCCCGCGCGGCCGAGGUGGCGGCGUUUGAAGCGUCCAAGAAAGCCAUCCAGCUCGAACGCGACAACGAAAUGAUCAUGGAAGAGUCGCUGCACGCGGAUAACGCGCUCGGAGCGUUCAACCCCUGGGGCGGCAGCUACAAGGGCAUUGCGCUGGACGACGACGUGCGACCGCCUGCGAGCGACGACGAGACGGCGCCGGCCGCGCCCGUGGCGUUCAAGAAGCGGGCGCGCAAGGACAAGGGUGGGCGCAACACGCGGCCGAAACGCACCAGUGCGGACGACGAAGCGUAG